This is a messenger RNA of Passer montanus (Eurasian tree sparrow), 1356 nucleotides long. It is a transcript of the gene NHLRC4, whose product is annotated as NHL repeat containing 4. The transcript is spliced from 2 exons. Bases 58 to 1182 code for a protein of 374 amino acids. Gene Ontology annotation, biological process: negative regulation of translation; protein polyubiquitination; proteasome-mediated ubiquitin-dependent protein catabolic process. Gene Ontology annotation, molecular function: protein binding; ubiquitin protein ligase activity; translation repressor activity. The record is from RefSeq and is a predicted model, not a curated record. Lineage: Eukaryota; Metazoa; Chordata; Aves; Passeriformes; Passeridae.
GCCAGGGAAGGACAGACAGCCCCCAGGACAGCAGGACUGAGGGACAAGAGAUUUGUCAUGGACUACACACUGGAGACCAGCCAGCUAAAGCAGAAGCUUCUGAAAACCAUCUACAGCCUCCAGCUGAAGUCAUUUACCACACUGCAGUCAGCCAGCCCACUGUUGCACAGCCAUCGUGGCAUGGGCAUGGUGACCCAGCACCAGGUCCACCAGCUGGCAGAAAAGGCCAAAAGCCUGUGUGGAGAUCUGGACAACAUCAAGAACCUCCUCCACUAUUGCCAGGAUGACUUGGUGCGGCAGAUUCCCAACCCCACUGGCAGCCGCUAUGGGGGUGUCAGUGGAAUCCAUUGCUCCCUGGAUGGCUCCAUCUACGUGACAGCUGAGAGUGCUCCCUGGGUCCACGUGCUCAGCAGCACAGGCCACACACUGCAGACCCUGUCCUGCCAGCAAACAGGCAAGGGAGGCAGCUUUUUCUUGCCCGAAGAUGUGACUGUGACUAGGAUGGGAAUGGUGGCUGUAGCUGACAUGGUGAAUGAAGCCAUCUGGGUCUUCAACCCUCACACCAGCCUCUCCAAGGGGGAAUGGAUAAAGGUCAGGACGGUCGGUUCCCCCAGGGGCAUUGGAGUAGACUCCAUGGGCAAGAUCCUGGUAGCAGAUUAUGCACAAGGCCAAGUGCACAGCUUUGCUCUGGACCAUGCCUUCAGGACACUCAAUGUCCACACUGUCCCAAAUCUGCAGGGACCUCGCUAUGUCAGUCCGGUGCCCAGUGGAGGCUUUGUGGUGAGUGAGGAGUGUGGAGAUGUCAAGGUCUUCAUGAGCAGCUGUAAGCUCCUCUGCUCCCUCAGCAGCAAAUAUGGACACCAGUUUGGCAACCCUGCUGGGGUCUGUGUGGACACGGAUGGCAGCAUCCUGGUGGCAGACGAGCAACACCGUACAGUCCACUUGUUCCCAGAGCAUGGAGCUCCCAUCUGCCUGGUGUCCACAGGGCUGCGGAGGCCUGCUGGCAUGGCCUGCUCCUCCUCUGGGCACCUCUUUGUGGCAGACACAGUGGAGAACUGUGUCAAGGUCUUUAAGUACUGUGUGAGGCCCCCGUACAGACCCACCAACGCUGGGGCAUCAUAUGCUGACCCCACCCAAACACACAGGUGGGGAGGGGGGGUGAUUCCCCUGCAGCCCCGCUGAGCUGUGCAUCUGCUGGUGUGCUGAGAGCUCCACUGCUCUCACAGAUUCCUGUAAUGGAAUAAUUGAAUGGUUUGGAUUGGGAAGGACUGUAAAGACCAUUUCAGAGACACCUUCCACUGUCCCAGGUUCCUUCAAGCCCUGCCCAGCCUGGCCUUGGACAUUUCCAGGGAUGUG